Messenger RNA from Trichomonas vaginalis G3, 675 nucleotides. RefSeq names its product pectin lyase-like family. Bases 1 to 675 code for a protein of 224 amino acids. The record is from RefSeq and is a predicted model, not a curated record. The transcript has a single exon. NCBI's taxonomy places the organism in Eukaryota, Parabasalia, Trichomonadida, Trichomonadidae.
AUGUCUUAUUACUAUCUUGAUGGAGGAAAUUUUGCAACUUUUCGUUUUGCAGAAAAUAAAAUUUUAUCAACUACGAUUCAAUCAUGUGCGCCAGAUUCAUAUGGUGUUAAUGCAUUUAGAUCACGCGAUACAUCAGGAAAUUCCACAGCAUUGAAUAUAAGUCAUUGUAAUUCUGAUAACACUCCAAUAUUUACUAUGUUUCCUUCGGGUGAUGAUUCAAUAAAAUAUUCAAUUUUUAAUGAAAAUUCAGCAGGAGAAGGGUCAAUAUAUGGUAAAAAAGAAUAUGAUUAUGAUACAUAUGGUAUUGCUGUUGUAUACUCUGGGAACUUUACGAUAGAAAGUUGUUGUUUUUCUAACAAUAGUGCAUCUUUUCUGAUUUAUUCAUCUCAUAGCGUUAAAGUUAUAUUUAAAAAUACAAUUUUUAUUGGCAAUAAAAAUGAUUAUAUUGCAUAUGCUGAUCAAGGAAAUAAUGGUCAAGGUAUCAGCGCUUCAGAAAUGUUUAUCAACAAUUGCUAUUUUGAAGAGGAAAAUACCAACUUAAAAGGAGCCACUGGCGGAAAAGUUUUAUAUGAUAGGGUAAAUAAUUAUUCGAUAAAAUCUGAAGUAAUCAACCAAAUCCAAAAUCAACUACGCACUGUUCCAAUAACAGAUGCGCAAUCUAUUUAUCAUUUAUGA